Messenger RNA from Ustilago hordei, 1830 nucleotides. RefSeq lists its product as uncharacterized. Bases 1 to 1830 code for a protein of 609 amino acids. The record is from RefSeq and is a predicted model, not a curated record. Gene Ontology annotation, molecular function: nucleic acid binding. The transcript is spliced from 6 exons. NCBI's taxonomy places the organism in Eukaryota, Fungi, Basidiomycota, Ustilaginomycetes, Ustilaginales, Ustilaginaceae.
AUGACCACCCAAAUGGAUCACAGAACUGGCGACCUCAAGUCUGUGCAGGCGAACCUGGCUGAUGGAGAAGUAAAGAAUGAGGAGGCUUACCAAUGGGGUAAACCUGGGCCCAACAGUGAUAUGUGGUGUACCAUUGCUUCUGCCCACCAUGUCUCCCUGGAUCAACAACCAAAUAACUGGAUUGUAGACUCCAGGGCAACAGAUCAUGUCACAAAUGAUAAAUCAAAUCUUAGUUCAUCCCUCCCCUGCACUGGCUUUGUGAAGACCACUAGUGGAACAAAGAUUUGUAUUGUGGCUGUGGGUCAGGCCAUGCUCAGAGUGAAUGGCCAUAAAGUACUACUAGACAAUAUACUUUAUGUCCCAGACUCUAAUGCAAAGCUGAUCUUGGACUGUGUGGUCAGCAAGUCAACUAAAGCCCAGAUGGGACAUGGGAGUGGUACACAUGCUAAAGACCCCCUAGAAUUGAUACACAUCGAUCUUGCCAUGCACUGGUCAAUGAAGACUGAGGUCACAUGCUUGCUAGUCACAAUUGAUGAUGCCUCUAGCUUUACAUAUGUGAAACCACUCCAGACAAAAUCAGAUGCACUGCAAGUCUUAAAAGAGUGGAUUCAAUAUGCUGAGGUCUCAGCAGUGGCUAUCAGUUGGCAGAAUGAUGCUGGUUUCCAGUGGCAAAAGACAUCGCCAUACACCAGCAAACAAAAUGGUAAGGCUGAGCACACAAUCAGAACAAUCAGGGAGAUGAUGAUCACCAUGAUGCACAUGCAUCACCUGCCACAGAUGUUCUGGCCUUUUGCUGCCAAGGCCACCACAUUCAUGAAAAACCUUCUGCCAAAUGUCGAAAAUUGGUUGCCUUGCAUGGGUCAACAUACCCAGGGCAAAGUAUAUGAUGAGGAACACAAGGGAUGGAAGUUCCUAUCCCCAAAUCAUAAUCUGCUGGUCUUUUGGUCCAACUCAGCAUGUUUCCUCCAAAACAGGUCAUGGAAUGACUGCACAGACAUGACCCAGAUCCAAGACAUGGAUGCCCUGCACUACAGCCCUGGGGCUGACACUACUGACCUCAGCUAUGAUGAUGUCAACAUGCAUGACAAAGAACUCCAACAACCUUUGGAUGAUGUCUACUGCCCAACACAGGAGCAAGAUAUGUUUUCCAGGGGAGAAACAACACCCCCUGAACUGGCAGAUACCACCCUCGACCACCUGGAUGGCAUGACAGACAUGGAACCUGUUUUGACCACAUUGACCAUACCCUCAAAUCAAGCAUCUGACAGUACAGUAGAAAAUGGAUACCAAUUGGAAAUGUCAUCAGCCUCACCACCCCCAAUCAGAGACCUUGCAUGCCACACUCAAGACUCCACUUUCUCCAAGUACUCAUCAAUACAAAAUGUGCAAUAUUAUCACAACAAGUUUGCCACAAUGUGUGAGAUGUACCCAUGGCUACAUCUGACAACACUCACUAAACUGCUCUGCAUUUACCCAAGAAUGUUCCUGCCGGCUGCCAAGAUGCACCAAUUCCAGGAGAAGCUCCAGCACCAUGGCAAACUAGCAAAUAUCAGACCCAUUCUGGAGUAUAACACCAAUGUAUAUCACAAUGCAAAUGUAUAUACAUUUUUGGUCAUGAAUCUAAAGCCAUCAGUGAAAGAAGCAUUAACUGGACCCAAUCAGAUCCAUUGGUGUGAGGCAAUCAAGGCAGAAAUGGAUGGUCUUGAGAGCAUGCAUAUCUGGGAGACUGUGGACUGGCCCAAAGACAUGAACCUCAUGGACUCCAAACUUGUCCUACAGGUCAAGACUGAUGCAAGCAAUGUUCCAUAUAAGUUCAAGGCUAGAUUUUGA